Gasterosteus aculeatus aculeatus (three-spined stickleback) is the source of this 9839-nucleotide messenger RNA. RefSeq names its product synaptotagmin-7-like. Gene Ontology annotation, cellular component: axon; plasma membrane; synapse. Lineage: Eukaryota; Metazoa; Chordata; Actinopteri; Perciformes; Gasterosteidae. The record is from RefSeq and is a predicted model, not a curated record. Gene Ontology annotation, molecular function: phosphatidylserine binding; calcium ion binding; SNARE binding. Gene Ontology annotation, biological process: calcium ion-regulated exocytosis of neurotransmitter; vesicle fusion.
UCACAAACGGGUUAGCCCACGUAUCCACUAGGAGGAGAGGAGAGACUGUUUGAGGAGCAACCAAACAAUAAACAGCUGCUACUGCAAACCACAACCUCGGGAGUUUACGCCAGAGGACCACCGAGCGACCACCAAGACAAACACCGUCGCGUCGCGUCCCGUUCACUCCCUCGGAGUGAAUUAACAGCCAUGUAUCUGAACCGGGAGGAGAACAACAGCAAAGGCUCAGUGUCCCUCAGCGUGUUCCUGGUCUCCGUCGCUGUGACAGUGUGUGCUGUUUGGCUAGUGGCUCUUUGUGGUGUCUGUGGUUGGUGUCAACGCAAGCUGGGGAAGAGGAAUAAACCAGGAGUGGAAACAGCAGACGCUCCAGACUCAGCACAUGGGCGUGGGGAAAAGAAAGGCAUCAAGGGCAACAAGCCAGCCAACAGUCCCAAGGGCCAACCCCCGGAUGCUGACGGCAAAUCCUCCGUAACUGACGUGGCCAACUCCCUCACUGGAGACAUGGUGAUGCUGUCCCCCGGUUCGGAGUAUGAUGACGGUGAAGGGCCCGUCAGUGAGAAGCUGGGCCGGAUCCAGUUCAGCAUAGGCUACAGCUUCCAGAACACAACCCUCACCGUCAAACUUCUCAGGGGCCAGGAGCUCCCGGCCAAGGACUUCUCCGGCACCUCCGAUCCCUUCGUCAAAAUCUACCUGCUGCCUGACAAAAAAAACAAGCUGGAGACCAAGAUCAAGAGGAAGAACCUCAACCCCCACUGGAACGAAACCUUCCUGUUUGAGGGCUUCCCUUACGAGAAGGUGAGAGAGCGCACUCUAUACCUACAGGUGUUGGACUACGACCGCUUCAGCAGGAAUGACCCCAUUGGAGAGGUGUCAAUCCCCCUUAACAAGGUGGAACUGGGCCAAAUAAAGACCUUCUGGAAGGAGCUCAAGCCCUGCAGUGAUGGCAGUGGGAGACGAGGAGACCUGCUGUUGUCUCUCUGCUACAAUCCCACAGCCAACAUCAUCACAGUGAACAUCAUCAAAGCGCGAAAUCUCAAAGCCAUGGAUAUUGGGGGCACCUCAGAUCCAUACGUGAAAGUGUGGCUGAUGCACAAGGACAAGCGCGUAGAGAAAAAGAAGACGAUGACAAUGAAGCGCUGUCUCAACCCCAUUUUCAACGAGUCCUUCCCCUUUGAAGUGGCCGCCCAUGUGCUGAGGGAGACCACCAUCAUCAUCACUGUCAUGGACAAGGACAGGCUUAGCCGCAACGACGUCAUCGGCAAGAUCUACCUAUCGUGGAAGAGUGGACCAGCGGAGGUAAAGCACUGGAAAGACAUGCUCGCUCGGCCGCGUACUAACGUCGCCCAGUGGCACGCUCUGAAGGCCUGAGCGCACCGCCCGGGUUCCGCUGAGACCCCUUCCCCGUCUUCUGCUCCUCCCCCCUCUCCUCCUUCCACUCCCGUCCUUAUGCACAAGACUGACUUGCUGCCAGGCUGGGAAACAUGGGUACAAUUAGCCAUCUGCUCUAUUAAACCUUUAAACUUUUUUUUUUUUUAAGAUCUUCACUUCGACCCCUCUCACAUCUCACUGUGCCAAUAGUCCCCCUAUUUCCGACUGUCUGUAUGCCUGUCUGCACUUUGCCUGUGGUGCCCCGAUAUUCAGUUUCUUUAUUGACCCUUCAGGUUCCAAACUGCUCUGCAGCUCCUCGAUCCGUCUAAGGUGCCGGUCCCGUAGAAUCACAGAGAUGUCACAAUCUAUUCUCAAAUAAUCCUCAUUCUCAUAUAAUUGUAUGACUAUUCCAGAUUUUCAAAACUAUACAGUAUGUACAAUAUGUAGAGAGGUAAAUAGAUUGGCAGAACAGUAUACAUACAGUAUAUAUACAGUAUCAUAUCUCUCUAAGUCUCUCUCUUCAUUUGUCUCUUUGUCAUCUGUCUCAAGUUUACACUAUAUCCUCUCCCUUUUUCAGCCCCCCCUCCUUUGACUCAAAAGUGGUUUAAUGAUCAGCUGAAGUUGUGAACAACAAUCAAUACGCAGUUUGUGAUGUAAUCAGCUGAAUUCUAGAUGGAAACUCUCUAUUCAUCUUUAUGCUUUUAUUACUCCCCCACACACCCUUGUUGUCUCCGUGCUGUGGGUCCUGUGCUGUAGCAAAACAACAAAAAGAAAAACAUUUUUAAAAACAUUGAAAACUGGACAGCUGCCCACCUGCCCCGCCUUCUGAACGGCCAAGGGAAGUUCUAUCUGCACUUUUUGAAAAUGUAAUAACAGUAAUAACAAUAAUGACAGUUUUGAUGAUGAUUACAGUAAUGAGGAAAAUUAAAGGGGGGGAGUGUUUGAAAGGCUUAGCAGCAGUUGGGGAGAGGAGACGUCUGCUCUGUGAUUCCGGGAUUUGGAGAUGAAGUGGAGGACGUAUAGAGGACGGAUGUAGGGCUCUCAUCCUCCUUUUGGUUCAUUUUGUGCUGCAGUCUUCUAUGUGUGUCUGCUUCCUGACUGCUGGGGGCCGGCCGCUGGUGUCUGCGAUGUUAGCUGAGGCCUAAACAACACUGCUCUUUACGCAAUGUGUUGAUCCACAACAUGCACGGUCAGAGCUCUCAACAAAGAGUGUGGGUGGUCCUGAACGGGUUCAUGAUUCUGAACGAUUGUGCGUGAUUGGAAACAGCGAGACACAUGGAAUCCAACACUGAAAGAAAAAUAUGUUUGUGUUGUUUCGGAUCCUGGACGACUGUGUAUCACGGACGCGUGGGUGUGAUGUGUAAUAUUAGAUGAUGGUCUGAUCUGCCUCUGUUCGAUGUUGUAGAAGCAGAUUAGACAUUAUCUCUUCCCUGAGUGCUUGAGAAAGCCACACAGUGAACUGGUGGCUGCCCUGCUUGUCAGGCCCAUUCAGCUCAUCUCCAUUUUUCUCCAACAUUAAUAAAACAGUCACAAAGCAGCAACAUGAAUACUGUCAGCCAUUAAGAGCUGCUCACACAGACAUUGCAUCUUUCUUAAUGGAAAGUACUUUAGCUCUACAGUAACAACUUGUCUUAUUUUUUACAUUCAUAAAGUCCUGUGAAGCAUGAUCAGCUUUUCAGGAUUUUACUUUUCUUUCAGUGGAGCGAUUUAGCAUGCUCUGAAUGAGCAUCGUCGUUUCAACCAUCUCUCAUGUUGGUUGUUUUCUUUAGUCAAAGCCUCACUACUUCUUUUAAUGUGGUUUCCAAUAAGUCUGGCUGUGUCAAAAACUAAUAGAGAAGGCAUUAAAGCAUUUUAAAUCUCUGCUUUUAAGCUUUUCAUUUAUGAUGAUGAUUAUACCCUGAUCACUUGAAUUGAUGAUGACCAGGGAUAAAGGCUUAUCAGUCGAAACAGAAUAAAUAAUCAUGAGGCGAUUGAAAACCAGACGUGGUCUGAAUGUGCGGGCGAUGAGUCAACACAAUACCGCUGCCUUUUCCUUUUCACUAAGAUGAUAUGUAGCUCAAGGAGUGAUAAAUUGGUAUGCUGCCAGGGUUUACUAAGCCCAGGCAUCAAUGACCCUGUAAACGGGAGGAUAUGGCUUUAUUUUUAGCAACAUGAGGCACAGUCAUGUGGCUGCUCCUCCAAGCCUGGAGGGCUGCACGCUUUUAAAACUCACUAAGUGCUUAAGAUACAGACUUCAUAAAAGCCAAUCCCGACAAAAACAUUUUCUAAUUUUUAAAAGGUUAAAUGGAACAGUCAUUACAUCACUAGUGACAUUUGGGCGAGAGGAUUAACUCGUCUAACUAGUCUUAAUUGCAGUUCCAUUCCAUUUUUGUUUUUUUUCUUCUGCAACAAUGUUUUACAGUGCCGUAGGAUUCACCACAGUAUAUCCAGAACGUUUUACUUUCCUUGAAGUAACCAGAAGUCUGAAACCUCAUGUACUAUUAAAACGGAUGGUGAGCUUAGAGCACAAACAGGAGAGAGCGAUUCCCAAAUUCCAAUUAAAUUAUACGGCCAUCCGUCUCACGCCUCUCAACAUGGCCUCUCUGUUGUCAACAACACUGUCAGGACCGACCAACACCCCUGAACUCAUGAAUACAUCAUGGCGGCGUUGCAGCUGCUUCACUCGCUCUACUUGUGUUCCCACUAUGUUUCCCGGCGAGUCGGAGCGCGGUGUGGAUAGUUAAUGCUUCAUUCGUAGGAUGUUAUCUUCAAAUUUCCUGAACUUUAGGCGCUGCCUCUAACAAUACGGCACAACCAUGUUAGCAUUUCCUCAGUGAACAUGUUGACAUUAGCAAUUAGCUCCAAACUGGAGUACAGCCUCAGAAGGCUUCCAGCUGUCUACAGCAUCUUCAAGACUUGAUAUUGUUUGUCCUUGUCGUACCCUCAGUCCGUUUUUUAUACUGUGAUUGGUUUUCUGAGCGUCAGUGACCCCCUUUAUUUGAAAUUUGCCUGCUUUGCUGUAGUUUGUGCAAUAUUCAAUUGAAGCUACACUGUACUUAUGUCUUUGCAAGCUUCAGGUGUAUGUGUAUGUGUGUGUGGAGGGAGUGUGGGGGUGUUGCAGUGAUCUCAUUUUAGAGGGACAGCAGCUGUUUAAUUCUGCUGAACCUUUGUUUUUUUCCCAGUCUGUUUGUGUGUGAGUCUUGCCCUGCGCAGACAGACUUCGCCUCCCCUAACUCAUCAUUUCAAUUGUUUUGAGCAUCUGGUGAAAGCCAAUGUGACUUCUCCCAAUCAGGGUUUAAGUAAGCAUUGUGUGAAAGAUAACAAAAUUAAUAAAUGAAAGACAAUAACGAGUAAUAAUAUAUUUUUUCUUUCUGUUCACAUUUGACUGUUUGGUCAGUGUGUAUGUGUGUGUUUUAGGUGAUAUUUCUUUAUGAAAACGUGGUAAGCAAAUCUUUCUGUUUUUGGAAACGUUAUGUAAAUAUCUUUGGUAAAAAUUAACAUUUUUUGUACAGUAAGUUUUGAUUUGCCACUUCGUGAUGAUGAAAACUGAUAUUGAUGAAUAACGGUGGUGAUGUUGAUGCUGAAGCUGAUUAUACCUGCCCUUCUUGAAUAAGGGCUUUUGAUGUCCGCUGUAUUUUUGUUGGAGAUGCUGUGAGGUCGGGGCAAGAGAAACAAAGGGAAGGAGUGGUACCCAAAACAUCCCAGGCCCGCUGCCGGCAACACUGCCAUAAACCUUUUACCUCCCCUACACAUUUUCAGGAAACGAGCCAAGCGAUAUGUGGCACAAAUCGGGGCCUGUGUUAUGCCAUAAAACAAAUAUUUAUAUUUUCAGCAGAAGACUGUUCUCCUCCCCGUGGAGUCAAAUCAGACCGUCGACCGUGAUAGUCUGGCCCGCGUUCGGUCGAAGUGAGCUGCAUCUGGCCCGCACCUGAUUUGAGUUUCAGACCCCUGCUUUGGAGGAAGUCCCACGAGUCUGAAAAUACACAUACACAAACACGCAAACAACAAUUCUGACAAUUUUCCCUUGAAUCCAGAUCCCUCAGAAUAUGUGAGUUUUUCUCUCCUCGCUGGUUGUAAAUAGACUUUGUGAUCCGGUUAGAGCAUCCUGUAACUCCUGCCAUAAUGUGGACAUUUGUAAUCAGGUAGGUAAUAAGCAAUACAUUUAUUUCACGCCAUUGACUGAAAUGUUACUUACCGAGUCUGAUUGUGACUCUUUUGCGUUGCGGGAUGCCAGGGGUAACACUCCUGUUUCUUCGCCUCAUUUCUCAGCUUGCCAUGGCUAAGCUCCUCAACAAAGAGUGCUCCAACUGAAACCACACAAUUGUGAUGUGUACAAUCUAAUUUAAUGUAUUCUUUUCCGUAUUUUUGCCAACUUUGUAUAGUGUAUAUAUAUAUAUAUAUAUAAAUAUAUGAAAAAUGACAGUACUGUAUAGAUUUUAGCUGCCUGGUAAGGUUAAUAGUAUUUACUUGGUAGACUAAAGGAAAAAGCGUAGAGCUGUUCAAAAGCCAGUCAUUGAGAAAAUGCUUUCUGUAAAACCCGGCGCCACUGGCUCUUUUUAUAUCCUAGGUUUCGUUUCUGGUUUCUUUUUUUAUUAUUGCCAGUAGAGUCCAAAGUACGUGUUAUUUCUUCUUUUGUCCGUUUGUUUGUGUGUAUGUAUGUGCGUGUUCGUCCAUGGUAGUGCUAGUGUUCUUUGUGCAGUGCCUCCCUCCGCCCUCCCUCUCUGAUGUAGUUUGUCAUGUGACGCAUUGUGUGAUACGGUGCAGGAUGCCUGUUGGCUGCAGCUGGUAGAUGCCCUCUCUCUCUCUCUCUCUCUCUUUCUCUCUCUCUCUCUCUCUCUCUCUCUCUCUCUCUCACUCUCUCUCUCUCUCUCUCUCUCAUGUCCUCUGUUCUUCAACACUUCACUUUAGUCCUUGGCUCCAGGUGAAGAUUUCCACUUCCUCUGCUCAAUUUAUCAUUUACUUUCCCAUUCAGCUGGCAAUGCACACACCACCACCGUCUAAGUCAACAGUAAUCCAUCCUUCGUCACCUAUCUGUGAUUCUUCACCCGUCGGCCGCUCUCACAAGUCAAUCACCACAUCACUUUAUUUUUCCUGCAGAGCUCUGUAGACCAGAGGAUGAUUUAGCACAAAACAAGAGCAUCCUCAUCACCUUUCAUACCUCUAUGUCACUUCCUCUCAUUACCAUGUUGUACUUUCAGACUCCUCUGCAUUAUCUGAGGAGAAGGGCAGCUGCCAGUUUAGCACACAGAAACACGAAGCAGCCAUAUUUAGAUAACAAGCACAGACUUGUGACUCAAAUAUAUGUUGUAGUGUCUUCACUGCCGCCCUGUUUGUAGCAAGAGAAAGAGAAUAGCCUUAAGGAUUGGACCAACUACCAGAAAGAUGGAGGGAGAGAGAAGUGAUGUGACAGAGGUGGAGCCAUAGUGUGAGUCCAAGGACAUGAGAUGGCAAGAGAAGCAAUACAAAGUGAGAAUUAAAAGAAAUGUGUGGAGAAAAGAGGUGUCCGAUUUAGUGAUCCACGGAGGUGAGCAGGUCGUCAUGGAAAAAUCCCCGCUGGUGUAAAUACCUCUAAUAGGGAAUUACUGAAUAAAAGCACAUUGUUUGAAAUGUUCAUGCUGUGUGUUUGAAGACCACCGGGGUUGUAAUACAGAAAGCGGCGGUUGUGCACAAAUAUCACACUCUUUCUUAAUUAGAAAAGAUUUAUUUUAAUUCGGGAGAAUAUAUCAGCAUCUAUAAAAAUGCUAGUUUUUCUUGAUGUCAUAAAUAUAGAGGGAGAUGGUAUCCAGAUUAAAUUGACAUGCUCAUGGAUGUAGAUGCAUAGGUGGUGUGCAGACACUUCUCAGACAAUGGUGGAUGAUAACCCUUUGUCCUGGGUGGACAAUUUGUAUCAGGAUAUUAAUGCAAAUGUCAAGCCCUCCAUCGUUUUUUACAUAACCUUACGUCUUUCCUGAGCUAGACUGAAGUCAGAGUCUCUGUGACAUCACACUGCCAGCCAAUGGACACGCGGAGAAACCGUCCAGCCCGAUUGGUAUGAGAGAUGAACAGCUAAAGAUUUGUAAGUGAAUUGUAUUUAUAAACCAAAAUGUUUUCUCAAAAGGCUUAACAAUAGAAAAUGCAUUCAAUGAAUAAAGAAUGUAUAAUAUAAAAAACCUUAGACUAGAUAAAUGAAUUACAAUGGAAAAGACUCUGUUAAUUCAUAAUACUGCGUUAUGUGUGCUGUAUAUAUGUAGAAUAUGAAUAUAGAUAUGAAUAGACAUAAUACAUAUAUUUUUAUUUUAUUUUUCAAUUAUGUACGAUACUGCAUCAGACUACACCAACACUAAACCAUGAUAUAAUAAUUUUACUGUAACUCCUCCUCUUUUUUAUCUAUACUCAUUAAUCAAAUUUAAUGAACAUAUUGAACUCCGAAAUAACAUCCUUCUCCCCAGUGCAGUAAUAAAGAUAUACAGUUGAAAUAAUACAGCUUUUAAAUGAUUAUAUAAUCAUUUAAAGAAUGUUAAUUCAGAGUUACUUUUAUACCUUGAGUGGAACAUUUUGUGAGCUAAUCCUAUAAUGCCAUUAAUAAUUUGCCCUGGUUCAAUAGUUUAUGAUGAUUUGUUAAUUAGUUAAGCAUUACAAGUGUGAUUUGUAUUGCUAUUAAGAAAUGUUACCAAUUAAAUGAUUAACAUAAUAUGAUGCAGUAUGUUAGCGUGUAAAUGGCUGCUACUUUGAAUUUUCAUGAAUAGACAUACAAUAUGUCAUUAAGGAGAAAAAGGUGUGAUUCCUGAAAGGCAUUUCGGCAAUUAUUUAAAAUAACUAUUUAGUAAGUACAGCUCAUGAGUACAGCUUAUGAGGCUGAUGGUGAAUGCAUUAAGCAGACAACCUUUCACUCUGGAAUCACUAAUCAUUGCUGUUGUUGAAUCUCGUAGCAACAAAGACCUGUGUACCUACAAACCACAAGAUAGAAAUGUGAACAGCAAACACUGCAGGUAAGUCUUGGGAGAAAGUCGAUCUUUAUUGAGUUAUUUUUAUGCAGUGUAAAUAAAUCUAGCAUAGCUGUUCAGCACUGCUGCUAGUUAGUUAAAGGCAGAACCUAUCCUUUUAUUUGCUAGAAACUCUGUGAUUACUUUUUCAGAACUCUGUUGGAUUCUGUCAAACCUAAAAACAAGUUACACGUUGUUUGCUGCUUUUGUUGUUUUUGGUUACAGCACUGUGCACAUGCCCAGAGGAUUUUUGCCAUCUGUCACCGGUGAGAGUUUCCAUUGCAGCGGUCACGAGUUGGUGACAGGGGGGUCAAUCAUGGUAUGCAAAUGCCAUAGAAUAGAAUAGAAUUUCCGCCAUUUAGAAUUUUGUGAAAAACACGUUUUUUACCAUUUCUCCUAAACGCUAUGUCCGAUUGUCACAAGGUUUUCUGUGGAUCAUUACUGGAUCAAGGUACCCCUGCCCUAUCAAGAGCAUGUUGAAAUGUUCUUGUUUUGAGAAGAUAUGGGCUAAUGAACUUCGCAAGGGGUGUGGCUUAAUGUUGCAAGAGUCAUAACUUCCAAAUGAUUUGGCCUGCCCUCACCAAACUUGUAACACGUGUGAACAUUGAAGCCCUGAUCACACCCUGAUUUUUUGAGAAUAUUUGAAGAAUAGGGGGCGCUGCAAUUGUUGAAAAUCUGCCCUUUUGGCCUAUUUUUGGCUUAUUUUCAUGAUUUCUUAGAGUUGCAAAAGACCGAACUCCUCCCAGGGAUUAAACCCGAUUCUUUUCAAAUUCGCGCUGUGUGAUCUUGAGGACCUAGACUCUCAAAAUUUCCUAGCAGAGAGGUAAGACCUUGAUAAUGCUUCACUGUGAAUAUUAUAAGAAUCUGAUAAUCGGUGGCGAAAUAGUGCAUCGGCAAAGUUGAUGCUUCGCCUUACAGCCGAUUCUUUUCAAAUGUGCGCAGUGUGAUCUUGAGGACCUAGGCUCUAAGAAUUGCAUUUUGCCGGAAGAAAUUUGAAACUAUGUGUGUAGGGAGAUUUUUUGAAAAACCACCAUUAAUCCUAACCUGAAUUUGAACAAAAGUAGUCUCUUGAUGGAGAAUUUAAAGGAAAUCGCCUCAUGUAUGGUAUUUUGAGAGGCUUUAAUUUUGGAAUAGUAGAUCAGAAUGUCCUGAUUAACCCAUUGUGACACCUUGGGGAUGUUUUCUAUCUGCCUGAUAUCAAAUGAUUGUUUUACUAUUGAUAGUUUCCUUUUUUAACUCUACUGGACAACAUCAGAUUCUUUCCAAUUCAUACAUGUUUGAUGACACUCUGGGCCUGAAGAGAUGUAAAGUUGAAUCAAGUCGUAGCGCCACCUACUGGUAACUUGAAGUCGCAUUUUCUAGUAUCCAGUAAAAAACUAGGUGGUAUUUAGAGAGGCUUUUAUUUUGAAAUAGUACAUCAUAAUGUUCUGGUUAUUGCGGAGUCACAUCUUGGGGAUGUGUACUCUAUGCCUGAAGUGGAAAUACUGUGUAACUAUGGAUUUUUUCCUAUUAAAUGUAAUCUGAAAAUGA